CGAUGUAAUCAGUUCGACCCGGACUGACCCGAAUGCGGUAGCUGUCCACUAUAAAUGCUGCCGAGCAAUCGGUCAAUGAAUUCAUAGUUUUCUUUACAGCUGAUCAAAAUGGCUACUUGCUCUCGGUGGAUCGUUGUCGCUGUACUUCUCAUCGCUACCUGCGUCGUGUUAAGCCGGUCCAAUCCGACAACGGCAACGGAGGCGGACAGGCAGAAAUAUAACGAAUUUAAGCGCACCUGCGCCAGAAUUCUUCGAACUCCGGCUGAGGAGCUGGAGCAAUAUAUGAACUCGAAGUACGAGCAAAAGCAUGACACCUUCUGCUUCAUACGCUGCGUAUCGAUCCUGAAUGGAGUCUACGAUGACAAUACCGGUGUGGAUUUGGGCCGAAUGUACGCGUCAAUGGGCGAAGGUCUUACCGAGGAGCAGUUUAACGAGCAGGCCAAAAGCUGCCUGGAGCCGGUGGAAGGGGAACCGGAGGAAACCUGCUACUGCAGGAAGGCGUGGAAGAAGCUCUGGUGUAUUCGUAGGCAAUACUUGGAGCGAAAGAAGGCACAGGAAGCGACGGCAGCCUAGGGUGGAAGUCUAAUUUUAGCUGAAAAUAUUCCACGCAAUUGAAUCGAUGUAGAUCAUGCAUUGAAGCCCAAUAAAAAGACCGAAAAUAUAGUAAACGCAACAAACAAAAUACAGAAUUAAUUCUACAUUCUCGAAGGCUAAGAUCUGAAUUUCUUGAAUCCACCAAGAUGAACAAUGUGGUUUUAUAUUGGAAUGACCAAGUCAAACGGGUGAAACUGAUUUAUUAUAUAAAUCUUUUUCUGAAAUUGAUUUUGCUUGAUAUAAAAACACGUCCAAAGAA
Wyeomyia smithii (pitcher-plant mosquito) is the source of this 853-nucleotide messenger RNA. RefSeq lists its product as uncharacterized. The transcript has 2 exons. Bases 109 to 573 code for a protein of 154 amino acids. Gene Ontology annotation, molecular function: odorant binding. Lineage: Eukaryota; Metazoa; Arthropoda; Insecta; Diptera; Culicidae. The record is from RefSeq and is a predicted model, not a curated record. Gene Ontology annotation, biological process: sensory perception of smell.